Messenger RNA from Olea europaea var. sylvestris, 816 nucleotides. RefSeq lists its product as uncharacterized. Lineage: Eukaryota; Viridiplantae; Streptophyta; Magnoliopsida; Lamiales; Oleaceae. The coding region runs from base 1 to 816 and encodes 271 amino acids. The record is from RefSeq and is a predicted model, not a curated record. The transcript is spliced from 5 exons. Gene Ontology annotation, molecular function: nucleic acid binding.
AUGAAGGAAGUAGUUAGGGCUGAGGAGGGCAUCGUGUCGGGACACAGAAUAUCAGCAAAGGAUAUUGAGGUGGACAGAGCAAAGAUUCAGGUGAUCGAGAAAUUACCGCCACCAACAUUAGUGAAAGGUGUUCGUAGCUUCCUUGGGCAUGCCAAGUUCUACAGAAGCUUCAAAAAGGAUUUUUCAAAAAUUACUAAACCACUGUGCUAUUUGUUGAUGAAGGAAUCCACAUUUGAGUUCACAGAUGAGUGUUUGAUGGCUUUUAAUACCUUGAAAGAGAAGUUGAUUUCAGCACCCGGUCAAAGGGAUAAGAAGGGCAGUGAAAACUUGGUAGCAGACCACUUGUCUCGACUUGAGACCACAGAGCGAGGAACUGAUCAAAUCGUUCAUCGUUGCAUACCUGAGGAAGAAGUGCCCUUAAUACUAGAACAUUGUCAUUCAUCUAUAUACGCAGGGCAUUUUGGUGCUUUAAAAAUAGCGGCGAAGAUCCUUCAGUCAGGUUUUUACUGGCCUAUGUUGUUUAGGGAUGCCUUUGAAUUAUUGAAAAUGUGUGACCGAUGUCAACGCAUCGGGAAUAUAUCUAGGAGAAAUGAAAUGCCUCUAAAUAGUAUUUUGGAUGUGGAACUAUUCGAAGUUUGGGGGAUCGACUUCAUGGGGUCAUUUCUCCCAUCAUUCUCUAAUCAGUACAUAUUGGUGGCUGUGGAUUACGUAUCGAAGUGGGUGGAAGUCAUUGCAUUGCCUACCAACGAUGGGAAGGUUGUGAUUGAUUUUCUAAAGAAAAAUAUUUUCACCCCUUUGGCACACCGAGAGCUAUAA